Molecule: messenger RNA, 2833 nt
Organism: Scheffersomyces coipomensis
Lineage: Eukaryota; Fungi; Ascomycota; Pichiomycetes; Serinales; Debaryomycetaceae
Gene: DOA1
Product: Doa1p
Exons: 1
Coding region: 231-2552 (773 amino acids)
Biological process (GO): ubiquitin recycling; proteasome-mediated ubiquitin-dependent protein catabolic process
Cellular component (GO): cytoplasm; nucleus
Molecular function (GO): ubiquitin binding
Source: RefSeq, a predicted model, not a curated record
GCAUAUAAACAAUUCACUUCAUACUUGUAGAUUAUAAAUACCCAAUUAAAUUGAACAGCUGAUUGUAGUAGUAAAAUUAGUGGUUGAUGUAAUAUUAUGUGUGGGUAUUGUAGUUUUUGCACUCUGAACUGGUCGUGCAGAGGAAAAUAGUUUAGUGUAAUCAACAAAUCUGAAAAGUUACUAAUAACUUUAAUAUCUUGCCACCAAUUACUUUUAGUUCAGCAAAAGAUAUGAGUUCUUUCAAGUUAAGUGCUACUCUCAAUGGCCAUGAGCAAGAUGUUAAAAGCUUAGCUGUACCUUCUGACGAUACGAUAAUAUCGGGUCUGAGAGAUGGAACGGUUAGAAUAUGGUCCAGUCAUAACGGCAAAUGGAAUAGUGUAGAAUCAUCAGCUUCAAAUAUAAUAUCAUUCACUUCACCUACAGCAAGCUUCAUUAACUCAAUUGCAUUCAUAGAUUCCAGAACCAAUGAACCUUUAAUAGCUGCAGGUUCUCAAGAUGCUAUGAUUUAUUUAUCUGAAUUGAUUGCUUCAGACAGUAAACCGAAUGAUGAUACUGGUAAAUAUCAAUUGAUAGGACACGAGGGUAAUGUUUGUUCGUUAUCUUAUAAUGAUGGUCAAUUGAUAUCAUCGUCUUGGGACGCAACAGCUAAAGUGUGGGAUCUCAACACAUUUGAAAUCAAGUUCAAUUUAAAGGGUCACGAAUAUUCUGUCUUGGAUGCUAAAAUUAUUGGUGGAACUAAGUUUAUCACCUGUUCUGCUGAUAAAACUAUCAGAAUUUGGGACGGUUCUCAUGAGGUUGCCCGUUUUGACAAUGGUCAUAAAGAUGUGAUUAGAAAGUUACAUGUCUUGAAAGAUAAGAAUCAAUUUGCAUCUACUUCUAAUGAUGGAACCAUUAAGGUUUGGGAUAUAACCAGCGGAAAAGUAUUACAGACUUUAUAUGGACAUGAAUCAUUUGUGUAUGACGUUUCAGAGUUACCCAAUGGAGACUUAGUUUCUGUUGGUGAAGAUAGAACAGUGAGAGUUUGGAAGAAUGGUUCUAUUUCUCAAGUUAUUACAUUGCCAUGUAUCUCUGUUUGGACAAUUGGUGUUUUUCCAAAUGGUGAUUUCGCUGUAGGUGGAUCAGACAAUUUGAUAAGAGUAUUUACUAAAGAUCCUUCUAGAUUUGCUGGUGAAGAUGAGUUGAAACAGUUUAAGGCAGAGCUAGAACAAUCGAGUAUUGCUGAACAAUCGUUAGAUGAAUUAAAGAAGACUGAUAUUCCAGGAUUAGAUGCAUUAACACGUCCUGGAAAGCAUGAAGGUGCCACAUUAAUGGUCAAAAAUGUAGAAGGAGGCAUUGAAGCCCAUCAAUGGUCUGGAGGUGAAUGGCAUAAAAUUGGAGAUGUUGUAGGAUCUUCAAAAUCUGAAUCCAAAAAAGUUCAUAAUGGUCAAGAAUAUGAUUAUGUGUUUGAUGUUGAUAUCGAAGAUGGAGCUCCGCCUUUGAAGUUGCCAUAUAAUAUUAAUGAAAAUCCAUAUGUUGCCGCAGAAAGAUUUUUAGCUGAAAAUGAAUUACCUGCUAGUUAUACUGAAGAAGUGGUACAAUUUAUUAAUACCAAUAGUUCAGGAUUUAACAUCCAAGAACUGUCAGGAAACAUAGAGGUGGAAAAUCCUUACGCUGACAAUUAUAUAAGAUCUCAUCAAAAGCUCAAGGUAAUUCCUGAACAAACAUACAUAUCAUUUGUGGAUUAUAAGCCACCACAAAUACUUAAUGGUAUAAAGAAAUUAAAUGAAGAACAAGUUGAAAAUAAAUUCAGCACUGAAGAUUUAGAUUUGAUAAAGAUUGUCUUAGAAGAUUUGACCUCAGAAGGAGCCAUGGAAUUGUUGUUGAAAUAUAUUCCAAAAAUCACUACUGAAUGGCUUCAAGAGACCAGAUUAAUUGGAUAUGAUUUAUUGAGAUUAGCUAUUCCUAAAAUUUCAUCAGAAGAGUUUUUAAGCAAUACUGAAGCUCAAGAAACUGUAUUACUUAUUCUUAAUGUGGGUAUAGAUCUUGUUGAUGAGAAAUCGGUUCCAUUAUUUAUGAUGAUUUUAAAAGCUUUGAAUAAUUUGAUUGAUACUACUUUGUUCAUACAGUUAUUUGUUGAUCCCGAAGGCAUUGAAAAUGGUCAAGAUAGGAAAUACAAGUUCAAUGACUACUUUAAAGAAUUAUUAAAGUCUAUUAGUUCAAAAGCGGUGUUAUUAUCUAGUUCUGAAGUGGGAAAACAACAUAAACUUUAUAAUGCAUCCAUUACAACGUUGGCUACCUUAAUCUACAAUUUAUCAGCAUAUCAUCUUUAUUUGGAAGGGUUUUCUGAAAAUCCCAAAUCAGCAUUGCCUGUGGUGAAAUUAAGUUUAUUGGUAGGUGAUAUUAUAUCUGCCACAAACAAUGAAGAAGCUGCUUACAGAUUAGUUGUAGGUUAUGGAAAUUACAGAUAUGCUAAAGUAUUUGAUAGUAAACCAAGUUGGUUAAAUAGUAUCAAACAAAAGCAUGCAAAAGAAGCUAGAUUUGCUAAUAUAUUUGAAGAUCUACAAAAUAUUUGAUUCUGUUAUAUAGAUUCUUUAAAUUUCAUCCAUUAACUUAGAAAUAUACACGUAUAGAAUGAUCAAUAACUCUCUCAAUAAUAUAAUUCUGGAACUUUAUGAACAUAAUGCACCAACUUUUGAGCCACAUCUAAAUUGGUAUUAUCUGACAAUUCUACUAUGGAAUAAACAGUUACAUCCAAACUAUUAGAACUCACUUUUCCUAUGAAUUCAUAAAUCUUACCAACACUUGGGUAUUCGUUUGAAUCUUGAAUUUGUAUUCUCACUUCACCAUUACUAUC